AUGACUAUCGUAUCCCCCGACAAACUCCCAUCUGCCCGGGCAGUGGAACUUACCGCACCCUUGGACGAUAUUUAUCAGAUCCUGAAUGAGGACGGGGCUGUGAUCAUCAAGAACUUCAUUCCUUUAGAAUUGGUGGACAAGAUCAACAAAGAGGUCGAUCCAUACUUAGCCCAACACGCGGCCGGUCCCAACCACAUGUCGGAAAUCUACAAAUUAACGGUCGGGUCCAAAACCAAGCACAUGGGUAAUUUGACCAUGGCUUCGAAGUCAUUUCGGGAUGAAGUACUCAAUCAUCCGUCGAUGCAUGCUAUUUCGGAGAAGCUGUUCCGUGCCAACUUUGGCGACUACUGGUUGAAUCGGGCCGCCGUGUUGGAGGUUGAUUCCGGCGAAAAAGCCCAAGGCCUCCAUCGAGACGACAGUCUCUACCCCUGGAAAGCUUUCCUAACGAAAGAUUCGCCAGAACUGAUGGUCAAUUUUUUCAUCGCUUUGACCGAGUUUCGCGAGGAGAAUGGUGCGACUAGGCUAGUCCUAGGGAGCCACAAAUGGGAAGAUUCGACCAUGUAUCCAUCUCCCGAGCAAACUAUUCCUGCCGAGAUGCAAGCAGGAGAUGCGAUUGUGUACUUGGCAAGCUUGUUCCAUGGAGCAGGGCAGAACCGCUCUCAGAAAACCCGUCGUGGACUGAGCAUAACUACGCACCCGGCCCAUUUCACGCCCAUGGAGUCCCACAUUGAUGUGCCGCGGGCCAUCAUCGAGACCAUGACACCUCUAGCUCAGAAAAUGAUAGGCUGGAGAACGUGGAGCACUAAUCAUGGAGUGCCAGUCUGGACUGUCAGAGACGGGAGGAUGGAGGAUGAGUUGAAGCUGAAAUCCUUGGAGUCGCCCAAGCAAAUACAAGCUGCUGUGAUCUAG
Messenger RNA from Penicillium canescens, 909 nucleotides. Its product is annotated as phytanoyl-CoA dioxygenase family protein. The transcript has a single exon. Bases 1 to 909 code for a protein of 302 amino acids. Lineage: Eukaryota; Fungi; Ascomycota; Eurotiomycetes; Eurotiales; Aspergillaceae. The record is from RefSeq and is a predicted model, not a curated record.